This is a messenger RNA of Triplophysa rosa, 3561 nucleotides long. RefSeq names its product sp2 transcription factor (gene sp2). Bases 50 to 1876 code for a protein of 608 amino acids. NCBI's taxonomy places the organism in Eukaryota, Metazoa, Chordata, Actinopteri, Cypriniformes, Nemacheilidae. The transcript is spliced from 8 exons. The record is from RefSeq and is a predicted model, not a curated record. Gene Ontology annotation, biological process: regulation of transcription by RNA polymerase II. Gene Ontology annotation, molecular function: RNA polymerase II cis-regulatory region sequence-specific DNA binding; DNA-binding transcription factor activity, RNA polymerase II-specific.
CGGUAUCUCGUGUGGGCUCUUCAAGGCUUUAAGGAGAGUGAAUGUCGUCAUGAGCGAUCAAAAGGACAGUAUGGCCGCCACUGUCGCAGUCAGCCCAAGUGAAUAUCUUCAGCCCUCCACCACCACUUCUCAAGAUUCUCAGCCCUCCCCACUGGCCCUUCUGGCAGCUACUUGCAGUAAAAUCGGGCCCCCUGCUGCUCAAGCCCCGGUCAGCACACCAUCUGCUCAGCCAACCACACGCCGUCUGCAUCCCAUCAAGCCCGCCCCUAUUGCUCCGGCUCCACCCAAAAACCUUGGGUUCCUCUCUGCAAAAGGGAACGUUAUCCAGCUGCCCGCAGGCCUUGGGUCCUCAGGAGCCAGCCCCAUUGUUUUUACUAUUCAGAGUCCUUCACGUCCAGCAGGCACAUCCACUGCCAACAUCCAGUACCAAGUGAUCCCUCAGUUCCAGGGGUCUCAAACUAUUCAGAUGGUGCCUCAGGGAGGACAGAUCCAGAUCAUCCCCGGAACCAACCAGGCUAUUAUUACAUCACCUAUGACCGUUCAGGCUUCCACACCUGCCCCGCCACCUUUGGCACCAGCACCCCAGCAGAAGACUGUGGCGAUCAAGCCAUCCUCGCAAAAGCGUCGGCAGAAUAACGCCAAUGUAAAUAUCAACGUUGUACGACUUCCUAGUGGACUCACGCUGCCUCUCAAUGUUGCCACGAGUGAUGUGGGAGGAGCUCAUGUUGUUACAGAGACUGCAGCGGCUCCAGUGAAGGGCAAGAGGGGAAGGAAGAGACAAUUGGCUGUGGCCCCACCCACCCAUGUCCCUCAACCAGCCUCACCGUCACCUGUGGCUGAGCAGGUUGAAGCGUUGGUAAUAGAGACCACAGCUGACAAUAUAAUUCAGGCAGGGAACAAUCUCCUGAUCGUACAGAGUCCAGGAGGGAAUCAGCCUGCUGUGGUGCAGCAGGUUCAGUUGGUUCAGCAGAAAUCGGAUCAACAGGUUGUUCAGAUUCCUUCACAGGCUCUAAAAGUGGUACAGGCUGCUUCUGCCACACUUCCACCUGUACCACAUAAACCAACCGUCACACCCAGUGUGCAGGUGUCCUCCCAAGAACCCACACAGGUGCUAAUUAAAACAGCCUCAGGUGAGUGGCAGGCUGUACAGAUCCAGGAGACCACAGUUACCACGCCGACCACACCCACCAGCAACCCCAUACCUGCAGUGGUUACGAAGAAGGCUCAAACAGGGACACGGAAAGAGAGGAUGCUCCCUAAGAUUGCCCCGGCUGGAGGAGGUCUAAUAACGUUGAAUGCAGCUCAGCUAGCGUCUGCUGCUCAGGCUGUUCAGACCAUUAAUAUUAAUGGUGUCCAGGUGCAGGGUGUUCCUGUGACUAUCACCAACGCUGGGGGCCAGCAGCAUCUGACAGUGCAGACAGUUCCAGGUGGGGGUCUACAGCUGGGAAGUGUUCAGACACAAACACAAACAAUGCAGAUAGAGCCAACACAGACACUCGCACUGGAACUGCAGAGUCAGCCAGGGGAGAAGAAACGACGCAUGGCCUGCACCUGCCCAAACUGCAAAGAUGCAGAAAAGAGGCCAGGCGAGGUGGGGAAAAGAAAACACAUCUGCCACAUUGCAGGCUGUGAAAAGACCUUCCGAAAGACCUCCCUGCUCCGAGCUCAUGUCCGUCUGCACACGGGAGAAAGACCCUUCGUGUGCAGCUGGGUUUUCUGCGGAAAACGAUUCACACGCAGCGAUGAACUGCAGCGACACGCUAGGACACACACAGGAGACAAACGAUUUGAGUGCAAUAAGUGUCAGAAACGUUUCAUGCGGAGUGACCAUCUCACGAAGCAUUACAAAACACAUAUCAACACAAAGAACAUGUGAAUAAUGUGUUUCAAGAACUUUUGGGGAUACUAAAGGAAAACGCUCGUCCCAGGGCUUGAAGGAUAGAAGGUCAACCCCACUUCAUGUGUACAAUGUGGCCCUGGAUAGUCACCUGUUCAUACCAGCCUUUCAGGCUUGAUUACACUCCUGCUGUCCCUAUUAACUCAUCCUCAUUGUCAGAGGAAGGCUGGCAGGCCCAAAGGUUCAGUAAGGCCUAAAGCGUUGUCCUCAUCUGAGAUUCAUUAACAUGGUUAUAAGCAGUUGGAGAGGAUGUCUUUUCAUGAUGAAUUCCGCCACUAACAGGCACUCCAGUCAAAAAUAGGAGAUUCUUUUCUUCUCUUCCCUAAUUACAAUUUUUUACAUCUUUUUAUUUUAAGAGAUCAUGCCCCCCAUAUGAUGUGUAGCAGCUAUUGGACAGGGUUUUCUGGCUUUUAUUGUGUAAAUGUUUGUUUUCAUACAUACAAACAUACAUGUACAUAUAUCGGCACAUUUGAUUACAAAAGUAAUGCUUUGGGCAAACUCUUUAACCCAUUCUCCUGGAAUUUCUGUUGUUUAAUGGCUUAUAACAAGUCAUGUUUUAAAUGGAAAGCUUAAAAGUUGCUUGGUUGCUUAAAGUUCAGUUGAUUGUUCUUUUAAUAUUAGUGAUGCUUUGAAAGUAAAAAAAAUGUUUUGGCUUUUACAUUUCCAUGGUUAGACAAUCAUGUCUUGUGUACAGAGGAGAUAAGGUAAAUAUCAACAGGUGUUAAGAUGGCCACCUGUUUAUUAACUAUACAAAAUGAGGAAUAAGUUAUUAAGAGAAAAACUUAUUAAACCAAUAUCAGUGCACAUAUGCUGUGUUUGUCUUUGUAUAGAUAUUGCUGAUGUGUCAUGCAAAAUGUAUAAUCAAAAAUGUUUUCAGAUGUAAACUCAACGCAGGAAGGCAUUUCCAUGGAGAUGAAGAUCAUUAAAAUGAAAACCAGUGAGAAUGUUUUUAUUUAAUCUUCAAUACAGGUACGCCAGUUACAGAUUGAUCGAUUUAUAGUUCUAUGUAGUCAUUCCAUUUGUUUUUGUGUCCAAGCUCUCUAAAAAGAGGCCUUACAAAGAAAAAAUAUCUGUGCUCAUGUAUGUUUGUAUAGUGUCUGAAUUCAUACUAUUGUGUUUUGAGUGUAAAAUGUAGGAUAAUUGUUACACAAAUGUGUAUUGACUGGUGUUGCCAAGCAUAUGAUGUGGGCUGUGUACAGUGUAAAUGAGAAGGAAAACAACAUUGUAUAUUUUCAUUCCUAUAAUACGCAAGACUAAUAGAUUACCCUUUUUAUUGACUAAAAGUUGCCUUAGUCUGCAGCACGCCAUAUUUAAAGAGAUUUGUCCUUUUCCAGAGAACUGCAUUUGUAGACCUGCUUUAUUUUUGUGUCUAAUUUAUAAAGUGUUAAGAAAUGCCAAUUUAUGCGCACUGACCAAAUUCAGGAUUUUCACUGAGUGGAUAAUUUAAUUACUUGGUUCAUGUACCUGCAUUUGAUUUGACAGAAUUAAAGUUCUUUAUCUAUCCUUGAUAUACAUCGCAUUUAAAGAGCCCCGGCUUUGAAAAUUGGUAGAUAAACCUGUGUUUGUAUUACUUGUAUUAAGGAGCUUAGACCAGAGAACUUGCUAUCUUUUUCUACAGCCAGACCACCUCUUCCACUCACCUAAUAAAGCGUAACACAAAACAG